CCCUCAACUUGUGGAUCUCAAAAACCCAUUCCCUUUCCCACCCUCAAAACUCGUUUUCUUAACUUUUAUUCCGCAACAAUGUUUUAGCGCAUUAUUCACUUGUACAGUACAAGUAACCAUAGCCUAUCAACUUCCAUACACACUCACUCUUCCACUACACUCGACAAACUCAUUUCUCCAAUUUUCACACACUAACACAAAUCUUCCUGCAAUUUCUCACACAUUAAUUGUUUAAUCUUUUUUAAAAAAAUGGGAACCAGAGUCCCUUCACACCAGCUCAGAAACGGACUCUACGUCUCGGGUCGACCCGAUCACCACCACCCCACAAUCGGGUCACCCGACAACGUCACCGGCGCCGAUGCCAACCACUCCGGUGACCACCCGCCACCAGUUCUUACCAGAUCCUGCAGGACUUCCGGAUCCGACCCGACUCCUAACCAUUCCGGGUCGGGUCGGGUGAUAGCGCUUCAACCAACCGGGUUAAUCACCUCCGGGAGCCUUGGAAUGAGCGGCGAAAGCGGGUCGGGUCAGAUGGGUCCGGAAACAUCGUCAGGGAAGACGGUGUACGGGCCGUCUGUAACGACGUUAGGGUAUGAUGAUCUAAGGUUAGGGUUUAGGGUUUCGAGGAAGUUAAUGUGGGUGUUGUUGGUUAUGGCGGUUAUGGGAUUGGUUGUGGGGGCGGUGUUGACGGUGGUGGUGAAGAAGGUGGUGGUUGUGGUGGUGGCUGCAGCGGUUUUGGUGCCGGUUAUUGUGGUGAUAUUGUGGAAUUGUGUGUUUAAGAAGAGGGGGUUGUUGGGGUAUUUACGAAAGUACCCUGAUGAUGAACUUAGAGGUGCUGUUGAUGGUCAAUUUGUCAAGAUUACUGGGAUUGUCACAUGUGGUAGCAUUCCUCUUGAAUCAUCAUUCCAAAAAGUAGAGAGGUGUGUGUAUGUAUCCACAGAGCUGUUCGAGCACAAGCGCGGUAGGGGGAAAUCACCUGUUGCUAACCAUUGUUGCUUCUCCUGGGGAUGCAGCAAUUCAGAGAAAUAUGUGGCUGAUUUUUACAUAUCAGACAUGCGAUCGGGAUUAAGGGCUCUAGUGAAAGCCGGAUACGGGGCUAAAGUAGCUCCGUUUGUUAAAGAAGCAACGGUUGUUGAUAUAACGAAAGAAAAGCGUGAGUUAUCUCCAAGGUUUUUGGAAUGGCUUGCUGACCGCAGCCUCUCGAGUGAUGACCGACUUAUGCGCCUCAAAGAAGGGUACAUCAAAGAAGGAAGCACGGUUAGUGUGAUGGGCGUGGUGAGGCGGCAUGAUAACCUGCUCAUGAUUGUUCCGCCAGGCGAGCCCAUGUCAACGGGCUGUCGAUGGUCUUGCGGUCUUCUCCCAACCUAUGUAGAAGGUCUUGUGUUGACUUGUGACGAAAGUCAAAAUGCUGAUGCCUCCUUACCUGUGUAGCUUAUAUGUUGAUCAUCAAAAGUACCAAAGUGUCUCCAGAUCAGUCCAUGGCUUUGCUGACUAUUUGUGCAUAUAAGUUGCAGACAGGCGGGACGGAGCAGACCUUUUAUAUAGUUUGGUAGACGCAGUAUAUGGGUAUUUCAUUGUAGCGUUGCUUUUGAAGAACUCGGAUUCUUUUAAAAAAGGUCUGUAAAUGUUGCCCGAUGGCUUUUCAAAGUCUUUAUAUUGCAUGUGUUAAUUUAUGACACAACAUGAAAUUCAUGGGUUUGUUGUGUUUA
Molecule: messenger RNA, 1709 nt
Organism: Helianthus annuus (common sunflower)
Lineage: Eukaryota; Viridiplantae; Streptophyta; Magnoliopsida; Asterales; Asteraceae
Exons: 4
Coding region: 250-1431 (393 amino acids)
Source: RefSeq, a predicted model, not a curated record